GACAAGAAAGCACGGAACACAAACGGUAGAUAAAGUGACGUAUCGUUAGGCGACGAUGAAGGGAAAUCGCAGAGGACGGGUUUGCAAUGUAGUAGCACUUCGGUGGAUGCGCGAUCCACAGAUGCGGCGGCGUAUCAUCCUCUUCACCAUUGCCGCAUCUGGCAUCUUGUACUGCAUAGUGGAUCGCAUUCAAAUGACAUCAUUGCUUCUUUCUCCACUCGAUGACACAUAUUCGAACUCAUAUUAUUUGCGGUCGUCGUURCCGUCGUCUACGACAGAUAUACACAGAAGUACUCUCAGUGGUAGUGCUGAACCGGAACACCAAAACAAUGUGUUAUGUGACUUUUACUUGGCCGAGAGUGCAAUUCCUAGAGGUGGCUUGGGAGUCUUUACGACUCUCCCACUCRMUAAAGGAGACCAAGCGCAAGGCUGGCCAGAUAUUUGCAUCUACCUCACURAUGCUAGGCAAUCAAAGGGAACGGAGAUCGACACACACACGUGGCAAUCCUUUCGGUUCGGUGCCCAGUGGUUGGGAGGACGGCGAGAAGUGAGGGCCGCGUGUAUGGGAUUGGUUACGAUAUUCAACAGCAUGGGGAUGAAAGAAUAUGCGAGUGCCCGUCCGGAUGCCAAGGCUGGCCUCAUACACACCAAUGGAGGCUUGGAUCGUUCGAGGGAUCCCGGGGCUGGGGCCAUUACCCACUAUUACGGUGCAUCAUCGGUAGCUAUUCGAGAUUUGUUGCCCGGCUCGGAACUCAUGUUGUGGGACAGCGGACACGGRGGAGAUCAAUAUGCACUCGAUGAAGUAAAGAACGACGGACGAUCCGAGCUCGGCAUCGAACUCGUUCCGCCACCGAUUAGAUCUCCAGAAUGGUUGCAAAAGCACGGGAUGUGUGCCGACAACAUACAGGUGAAGCUGGCAACCGAUCCGAGUAUGGGACGGGGUGCCUUUGCGAAACGAUUCCUUGAGAAGGGGAGUGUAAUUGCGCCGGCACCGCUGCAGAUGUAUCCAAAUCGAUCAAAGUUCAUGGCCCCGACUGAUCAGGAGCGAAAAAGACGCGAGAAGGCUCUAGACAUUAAAUACGAAAAUGAUCAACUCCUUGUUAAUUAUGCGUUUCAGCCGAAAGGGAGUACACUGCUAUUAUAUCCAUACGGUCCCGGUGUUGGUUUGAUCAAUCACGCGAACAAAAAGUCGGGAAAAAUCAAUGCCGUACUUCGAUGGUCGAAUCACCACAUGAACCAUGGCACGCAGUGGCUUGACUCAUCCUUUUCKCUCGAUCAAUUUUGGAAGAUGCAAUACCCUGGCUCGCUCAUUUUAGAUUUUGUGGCUCUCCGGGAUAUUUUGGAAGGAGAAGAGAUCUUUAUCGAUUACGGAACCGAAUGGGAAGAAGCCUGGAAGCAACAUGUKAAAAAUUGGAAGCCCUAUGUUUCUAGCAAGAACCAUUACGUGUAUCCCGCGGACGAAAUGAGCCGCCAUAGAGACCCCAUCAAGCCCUAUCGGACAGAGCUGGAACAAGAAACAAAACCAUAUGCUGACAAUCUCAUGAUGGUUUGUAACACCGAUAUCUCGGACAAUCGCAAGGCUCGACGGAAGUGGAAGCCGACCAAGUUUUGGGCCGAAAACCUUGCCGAGUGUAGUGUUUUGACGCGAAGCUAUGAUGAAAGUUUGAAGACAUUCCUCUACCAAGUGCAACUGUGGCCAGACGAAGAAGAGACUGAUUCAGAAGAUGGAAAGCAAAUAAAGUAUGUAGACUUCGAUGUUCCGCACAGCGCUAUUCGAUUUGUCGAUAAACCRUUCCAAAGCGACCAACACAUUCCGAACGCCUUUAGGCACCCUAUUGGAUUUCCUGAAGAAUUGACUCCAUCUUUUUGGAAAAAUGACAGUGAUUAAUUGGAAACCGACUCUUGAUGAUUGAUUCAUACACCAACCAUUUUCAUAAUCAUAAGAGACAAAAUGAUCAAGGUGGAUGAACAAAACAAAUUCUAGCUA
This is a messenger RNA of Pseudo-nitzschia multistriata, 1987 nucleotides long. NCBI's taxonomy places the organism in Eukaryota, Bacillariophyta, Bacillariophyceae, Bacillariales, Bacillariaceae. The record is from the annotation of a GenBank genome assembly.